UUUAUGUCAACUCUCAACGUUAAUUGACGCGUAAAGAGAUAAUAUGUUGCGAUAUUUUAUAAGCUUAGUUAUUUUAUUCGAAGUAUUAGUUCCGACUUUUUGUUUCUUGCAUCGAUAUCCAAAGUUAAAUCUUAAUGGCCAAGUGCACGGGGACCCCGGAUCACCUUUAUUUCUUACUCCAUACAUCGAGAGCGGCAACAUAACAGUUGCUAGGGAACUUGCUCGAGUACCAUUAACGGAAAGACUUCGGAUAAAAAGCUAUGCCGGGUUCUUCACAGUUGACAAGAAAUAUGAUUCUAAUCAGUUCUUUUGGUACUUCCCAGCGAUGAUACCUAACAACAAAGAUGCACCAGUUAUAGUUUGGCUGCAAGGUGGACCUGGCGAUUCAUCAUUAUAUGGACUUUUCACUGAAAAUGGACCAUUACGGGUGAGAGAUAAAAAAAUUGAACUUCGCAAAUACCAUUGGGCAAUAAGCCACCAUCUUAUUUAUAUAGAUAACCCAGUGGGUACCGGAUUUAGUUUCACAAAAGAUCCUAAAGGUUACUGUAGCAAUGAAACACAGAUUGGUGAACAACUUUAUUCAACUAUCACACAAUUCUUCCAGUUGUUCCCUGACUUACAGCAAAAUAAAUUUUUCAUUACGGGUGAAUCCUAUGCUGGCAAAUAUAUACCUGCAUUUGCUUAUACAAUACACAAAAAGAAUCCGACCGCAAAUACUAAAAUUAACCUUAAAGCUAUGGCUAUUGGCAAUGGACUGAGUGACCCAGAACAUCAAAUUGUGUAUAGUAAAUACUUAUAUCAAAUAGGUCUAUUAGACUGGAAUCAAGCCAAGAUAUUUGAGGAUUACGAAAAGAAAGGUAUUGAAUACAUUCAGCAGAAGCAAUGGAAAAAUGCAUAUGAGGUAUUUGAAACUCUUUUAGGCGAAGUUUUCCUCAACAUGACUGGUUUUGAAUUCUACCUAAAUUACUUGCACACCAAAGAUUAUAUAGAUUUUGAAGAUUUUGGUCCUAUGCUACAAAAGGCUUUUGUAAGAAGAGCAAUACAUGUUGGUAACUUAACAUUCCAUCAAGGACAGGAAGUUGAAAAUUAUUUAAUAGAAGAUGCAAUGAGAUCUGUAGCUCCACUGAUGACUGAGCUUUUGGAUCAUUACUAUGUCGUUAUUUAUAACGGUCAACUUGAUGUAAUGGUUUCCUAUCCGUCAACAGUUAAUUAUUUACGGCAUCUUAAUUUUACUGGAUCUGAAGAUUAUAAGACUGCUAAGAGGUACCAGUGGAAAGUAGAUGGUGAGUUGGCUGGUUAUGUGAAGCAGGCUGGCAAGCUAGUGGAAAUUAUGGUGAGGAAUGCAGGCCACAGGGUACCUGGAGACCAGCCUAAGUGGGCAUUAGAUAUGAUCACACAUUUAACUCAUGAGAAAAUGUUUUAUUAAUUUUGAAAUGUAUACAUAGAUAUAAAAUUGCUAUGAACA
Messenger RNA from Papilio machaon (common yellow swallowtail), 1465 nucleotides. Its product is annotated as venom serine carboxypeptidase. Bases 44 to 1426 code for a protein of 460 amino acids. The transcript has a single exon. Gene Ontology annotation, molecular function: serine-type carboxypeptidase activity. The record is from RefSeq and is a predicted model, not a curated record. NCBI's taxonomy places the organism in Eukaryota, Metazoa, Arthropoda, Insecta, Lepidoptera, Papilionidae. Gene Ontology annotation, biological process: proteolysis.